This is a messenger RNA of Propithecus coquereli (Coquerel's sifaka), 1755 nucleotides long. RefSeq names its product gap junction protein, alpha 4, 37kDa (gene GJA4). Lineage: Eukaryota; Metazoa; Chordata; Mammalia; Primates; Indriidae. Gene Ontology annotation, biological process: cell communication. The record is from RefSeq and is a predicted model, not a curated record. Bases 251 to 1252 code for a protein of 333 amino acids. The transcript is spliced from 2 exons. Gene Ontology annotation, cellular component: connexin complex.
ACUAGGGCCACCUGACAAAUGAGCGGCCCCCACCCUCUCAUCCCCAUCGUCCACCCCUCACAGCCGCGCAGGCCAGUUGCUGGGAUCCACCGCUCCUACUGCCGCCUUUCAAAUCCAGCCACCCUGAAGGACCCUGGCCUGGGAAAAGCCCAUUCCAUGGCCAAAGAUCCGCAGGGGAGGAGGGUUUAGCUAGCCUGGAACACCUGGUGGACAGAGAGCGGGGAAGAGCGAGGACAUAGGCCCGGGAGCCAUGGGUGACUGGGGCUUCCUCGAGAAGCUGCUCGACCAGGUCCAGGAGCACUCGACUGUGGUGGGCAAGAUCUGGCUGACGGUGCUGUUCGUCUUCCGCAUCCUCAUCCUGGGGCUGGCCGGCGAGUCGGUGUGGGGUGACGAGCAGUCGGAUUUCGAGUGUAACACGCUCCAGCCAGGCUGCACCAACGUCUGCUACGACCAGGCCUUCCCCAUCUCCCACAUCCGCUACUGGGUGCUGCAGUUCCUCUUCGUCAGCACACCCACCCUGGUCUACCUGGGCCACGUCAUUUACCUGUCUCGGCGAGAGGAGCGGCUGCGGCAGAAGGAGGGGGAGCUGCGGGCACUGCCAGCCAAGGAUCCACAGGUGGAGCGGGCGCUGGUGGCCAUAGAGCGCCAGAUGGCCAAGAUCUCGGUGGCAGAGGAUGGUCACCUGCGGAUCCGUGGAGCGCUGAUGGGCACUUACGUGGCCAGUGUGCUCUGCAAGAGUGUGCUAGAGGCAGGCUUCCUCUAUGGCCAGUGGCGCCUCUAUGGCUGGACCAUGGAGCCUGUGUUUGUGUGCCAGCGAGCACCCUGCCCCUAUCUCGUGGACUGCUUUGUCUCUCGCCCCACGGAGAAGACCAUCUUCAUCAUCUUUAUGCUGGUGGUGGGACUCAUCUCCUUGGUGCUCAACCUGCUGGAGCUGAUGUACCUGCUGUGCCGCUGCCUCAGCCAGGGCGUGAGGGCCCGGCAGGGCCAGGACACCCCUCCAGCUCACAGAACCUCCUCGGACCCUUACACGGACCAGGUCUUCUUCUACCUCCCCAUGGGCCAGGGGCCCUCGUCCCCGCCAUGCCCCACCUAUAAUGGGCUCUCAUCCAGUGAGCAGAACUGGGCCAACCUGACCACAGAGGAGAGGCUGGCUUCUUCCAGGCCCCCCCUCUUCCUGGACCCACCCCCGCAGGGUGGCCGGAAAUCCCCCAGUCGCCCCAGCAGUUCUGCUUCCAAGAAGCAGUAUGUGUAGGGGCCUGGGGCUUAUGUCACCCAAACGAGGGGUCCCCGGAAGUCGGCUGCCUGGGGUGCCCCUUCCUUGAAGGCUCUGCAGAGGUGACUAGACUGGGGAAGCAGGUGCUUGCUGGCCAGGGGGCCUCACUACAGGUUGUUCUAGAACACCCGGGGCCUUCCUGGUGACCAGAGGGCACUAUGGUUCUGUCCAGAAGGUGGGUUAGCCCCAGGCACAGAGCCCACAUGGGGUGCUCUUGGCCAAGGGUGUUGUGAGCCCUCUAGCCUUUUUCACCUGCUCCAGAGGGACCCAGAGGCAACUCACCCAACCCCACCCUUAUGGAAGAUUCACCCCUGCCCAGGUUGUCCUCACAGGAAAAGGCUGAUCGAGGCUGCUGGGUCGGCCUUGGUCACACAGACAGAGCCUGUGUUGGAUCUCGCCUGUCAGGAGGACUGCUGCCUUGUUUUCAUCACUCCUUCCUAGUUCCACAGUUUAUGCUUCUAAAAUAAACAGGACUGAUCGCA